AUGUCGUCCCCAUUGAAAAUCGCCAUUCUGGACGACUACCAGGACAUUGCAACCCCCAAAUUCGCCCACCUCACGUUGACUGGCAAAGUCGCCUUGACGCUUUUCCCAAAUACCCUCAACGUGCAAAAUUCCGAUGAACGCGUCGCCCAGAUCCAGCGGUUGAAGCCCUUUGAGGUCAUUUCGACUAUGCGCGAACGCAGUGCGUUCCACGCGGACAUAAUCGGCGAAUUACCCAAUUUGAAACUUCUUUUGACCACGGGGGUCCGAAACCUGUCGAUUGACCACGAAUUUGCAGCAACAAAGGGGGUUGUUGUGGCUGGUACCAAGAGGACUGGAGAAAGCUCGGGACCGGAUACAACGACACAGCAGACUUGGGCACUGAUUCUCGGACUCGCACGGCACAUUGCCCGUGAUGAUAUUGCACUCAAGACCGACAAGUCCUACUGGCAAGGGCAGAGUCUUGGGAUUGAGCUUCCGGGCAAAACAUUGGGAUUAGUAGGCCUGGGGAGACUCGGCAAAGCAACCGCUAAAAUCGCGGCUCUGGCAUUCGGCAUGAAGGUCAUUGCCUGGAGCUCCAGCCUAACACAAGACAAGGCAGAUGAAGCGGCACUGGAUAUAGGGUUACCUGCGGGGAGUAUCAUUGUCCCAGCUUCCAAGCUUGAUUUGCUUCGCCAAGCGGACGUUGUGUCGAUGCACUACGUAUUGUCGGACCGCAGUCGUGGUAUUAUUGGCAAGGAAGAAUUAGCAGCGAUGAAGCCGACAGCCCUAUUGGUCAACACAUCACGGGCCCCCCUGAUUGAUCAAGAUGCUCUCCUGGAAACGCUCAAGGCGGGUCGAAUUCGGGGUGCGGCGAUUGAUGUAUACGAGGUCGAGCCGCUGCCAGGAGACAGUGAAUGGCGUACGACAGAGUGGGGGAAGAACGGCCUGAGUGACUUGUUGCUGUCGCCACAUAUGGGCUACGGAACUGAGGAGUAUAUCGGCCAUAUGUAUGACCAGGUGGUGCAGAAUGUAGAACGAUACCUGGCAGGAGAGGAGCUGUUGGCACGAUAUAACUGA
This is a messenger RNA of Talaromyces rugulosus, 1056 nucleotides long. RefSeq lists its product as uncharacterized. Gene Ontology annotation, molecular function: oxidoreductase activity, acting on the CH-OH group of donors, NAD or NADP as acceptor; NAD binding. Bases 1 to 1056 code for a protein of 351 amino acids. The transcript has a single exon. NCBI's taxonomy places the organism in Eukaryota, Fungi, Ascomycota, Eurotiomycetes, Eurotiales, Trichocomaceae. The record is from RefSeq and is a predicted model, not a curated record.